AUGGUCGUGGAUGAGCCGGUUAUCAAAGACAUUAAACCGAAUAUCUCUGUGGCUGGUGGUCCGGAUGGUCAAUUGGUCGCUAAUCCUGUGCAGGCUACUGAUGCCCACCAAUCUUCGAUUCCUACUGCAGUCCCCCGGAUGAGUAUCCAUAACGAUCCACACCCGUUCGUGUGUGUUGCGUGGAACGUACAUGAUCCGGAGCUUCCCCCCGGACUCCCGGUCCCUUUCUUAAAGACCACGGCUCUGAUUGACUUAUUUUUGACUUCUAGUUCUCCGGAUCCAUCUUCGCACUCUAGCUCAGCGCCCUUGACCUCGUCCAACACUUCAUCUACUGCGUCAUCGACCUAUACCCCUAUCUUGGCUUAUAUCGGCUUGAACCAUCAGGGGGUUCAAAGACUCCUCCUUGACGACCACAACCCGCCAUCCGCACUGUGUAUCUACACCAAAGAAGAUGUUAUGCGCAUCUUUGAAGGUAUCGCUCCCGACUACGUUCAUACGUGCUCGGAGUAUCCGCCAUCUUCUUUAGCCGAAUCUGACCGCCAAGUAAUGUUCUUUGAGAACAUGCAGUGGCAUUUCCAAAACAAAAGGUCUACUUAUUUGAGCACCAGGAACUUCUAA
Puccinia graminis f. sp. tritici CRL 75-36-700-3 is the source of this 618-nucleotide messenger RNA. RefSeq lists its product as uncharacterized. The transcript has 4 exons. Bases 1 to 618 code for a protein of 205 amino acids. The record is from RefSeq and is a predicted model, not a curated record. NCBI's taxonomy places the organism in Eukaryota, Fungi, Basidiomycota, Pucciniomycetes, Pucciniales, Pucciniaceae.